Molecule: messenger RNA, 2193 nt
Organism: Gregarina niphandrodes
Lineage: Eukaryota; Apicomplexa; Conoidasida; Eugregarinorida; Gregarinidae
Product: phenylalanyl-tRNA synthetase beta subunit
Exons: 1
Coding region: 1-2193 (730 amino acids)
Biological process (GO): phenylalanyl-tRNA aminoacylation
Cellular component (GO): phenylalanine-tRNA ligase complex
Molecular function (GO): phenylalanine-tRNA ligase activity; RNA binding; magnesium ion binding
Source: RefSeq, a predicted model, not a curated record
AUGCCGACUUUGACAGUAGAUGCGGAGGCGUUGUACGAGAGGUUGAAGGGGCACGUGAGCGGUUUGCCGUUGACGUUCGAGUUGUUCGGUUUUGUGAAUGUAUUGGAGAAGUUGGCUUUCGACUACGGGUUGGAGUAUGACGGGUUGGAUGAGACGUCAGUGGGAGGUGCGGGUAUGGUGGCAAUGGGUGGAGCGAUACGUCCGCGGGUGCGUGUGGACAUUCCGGCGAACCGUUACGAUCUGUUGUGUUUGGAGGGGUUGGCUGAGGCCUUCGUGCGUUACGUGGAGCCGACAGUGUUGCCCUUUCCGGAGUACAAGUACGUCUCUAGCACGGGUGUUGUCAGCGAUUCUAUCCAGUCAAGUACAAACGGUAGUCAAAUAACGGUGCGCGUGCGUGCAAGUGCAUAUCCGUUGCGGCCUUACUGUGUGGCAGCAGUGUUCCGAGGGGUGAGCUUUGAUGGUGUCACAUUUGCGUCGUUCAUCGACUUGCAAGAUAAAUUGCACCAGAAUUUAGCGCGACGACGAACGCUGGUGUCAAUGGGUACUCAUGACCUCGACCAAUUAGCCGGGUGUGAGUUUGAGUAUGGCUGCCUGCCAAGACGAGGGGGUUUCCACUUUAGACCGCUGAAUCAGACGGUAGAGGUGGACGGUGAGGGUAUGAUGAGUCUGCUGGCCGAGAGCUAUCUUAAGCCCUAUCUUGGUAUCAUCGCCGACGCGGACGCCUUCCCUGUCGUACAAGACGGACAAGGUCGUGUCGCCUCUGUGCCACCUAUCAUCAACUCCGACUUCAGUAGAAUGGGUGUAAAUACCACCAAUGUCUUCGUCGAAAUCACUGCAACCGACCAUCACAAGGCCGAAAUCGUACUUGACCAGAUCGUCGCAUUCAUGGCCGAUAAAAUGCCGACACCAUACACUGUCGAACCCGUCACAAUCAUUUACGACCCUGACCAUCCCGGCUUAGACGCACGCGUCCUCAACGGACUGCUCCCAAAAGGAGAUGAGACCGCCGUAGGCAAGACCGCCGUAGGCAAGACCGCCGUAGGCAAGACCGACGUAGGCAAGACCGACGUAGGCAAGAUCGACGUAGGCAAGAUCGACGUAGGCAAGACCGACGUAGGCAAGACCGACGUAGGCAAGACCGACAGGUGGGUAACACACGAGAUAGUUACACCGCGACUAAACACAAGUCGUUUCAAGUUAAGCCUCGACUACUGCCGUAAGGUUAUCGGCCUGAGCACGCUUGAUAUGCAGACGGUGCUGGACGUCCUUCCCAAAAUGGGUUUACGGGUAUUACCGGAAUCGAACAAGUCUGAUACCCAGUACAUAACGGUUGAAUGUCCGAUCACACGGCGGGAUAUUCUGCACCCCUGCGACAUUGUGGAAGAUAUUGCAAUUGCUAUAGGCUACAAUAACAUCGGCUAUCAUGCGAUGCAAGCUGUUAAGUUCCAGACGAUGCAAAACCUCACUGAGACGACACGACGGCUUGUGGCUGAGGCGGGUUGGAAAGAGUGUUUGACAUUCGGACUGGUGAGCCACAAAGACUGCUACGCCGCCCUUCGACGUACAGAUGGUUUGACCGACACCAAUAAAAUCUACUACUCCCACAACUCGGCACCCGUUAUCGUUCAAGAGCCUAAGACGCGAGAAUUCGAGAUCGUCCGCCCCACCCUAAUUCCUGGACUUCUCAAUACACUUAGCUCAAACCAGGCACAAAAUCUUCCUAUCAAACUCUUCGAAAUGGGCGAAGUACUCAGCUCCACCACUACACCAUUCACUGAACCAAAUUCCGCCACCAUUGUUAGAGAUAAUCACACGAUCCAAAAACGAUACUUCUCAGCCCUCAUGGCCGACGCAAACAAGAGUUGUUUAGAAAAUGUACAUGGGCUUCUCGACUACGUUCUUAUGAGACUUGGCUUCAAAGCUGAAUACUCACAAAUUACAAACGCAAGAGCUCAUCAUAAUUAUUACCUCAGACCCAUUGACCGGGAAGGACCAUUUUUGAAGAAGAGACAAGUGGACAUCAUGGCUUAUAAUAAAGAAGAUAAAUCUGACCAGGUCUGUAUCGGCGUCAUGGGUGUGAUCCAUCCCGAAACUUUGGGUUACUAUGGAAUACCCUUCCCUUGCUCACUAUUCGAAAUAACCUUGGAACCAAUCGUUCACUGGCUGGACGAAAUCAGCCUGUCAGCGCCCUAG